This is a messenger RNA of Prosopis cineraria, 2277 nucleotides long. RefSeq names its product MDIS1-interacting receptor like kinase 2-like. Gene Ontology annotation, molecular function: protein kinase activity; ATP binding; protein binding. The record is from RefSeq and is a predicted model, not a curated record. The transcript has 6 exons. Gene Ontology annotation, biological process: protein phosphorylation. NCBI's taxonomy places the organism in Eukaryota, Viridiplantae, Streptophyta, Magnoliopsida, Fabales, Fabaceae. The coding region runs from base 1 to 2277 and encodes 758 amino acids.
AUGUGUGUGAUAGUGGCUUUGCUAUUAUGCUACGCUUCUAUUACUAGUCAAUCUGCUACCUUAAUGAAAGCAGAGGAGAAACGUGCUCUGCUUCAAACCAAGUGGUGGAAUACUAGUAUUACUCCCUACAACGUCUCAGACCCUUGUUACUGGCAUGACGAGAUAUCUUGCAAUGAUUUUGGAAGCGUUACUCAGAUGUCUCCACUCCAAAUCACUUCACAGCACCCUCGACUAGGAGAUCUCAACUUGACAGCAUUUUCUUAUUUAGAAGAACUUGAGCUUUCAGGAAUGGGUUUGACAGGUACCAUAUCAACUCAAAUUGAAGCUCUUCAACAUCUUAGACAUUUGGGCUUGUCUUAUAACAAUCUUGCUGGUACCAUUCCAAUUCAAAUAGAAGCUCUUCAAAAUCUCACUCAUUUGGACUUGUCUAAUAAUUGCCUUACUGGGGAGACAGUAGAGAAUCAAAAGCGCGCACUACUUCAGAGCAAAUGGUGGAAUAUUAGCGAUAGUGGAUCCAACUACCACUACUGUGACUGGGAUGGCAUAUCCUGUGACAACUUUGAAAAUGUUGUUAAAAUUAACCAACCAAGAAUCCAUUUAGAGCGGCCUCGGCUGACAGAUCUCAACUUCACUGCAUUUCAAGAACUAGAAUAUUUGAUUCUUCGUGGAAUGGGGCUAAAAGGUAACAUUUCAACUCAGAUAGAAGCUCUUCAACAUCUUCGCUAUCUAAACUUGUCUGAUAACAAUAUUAAAAGUUAUCUCCCUUCUUCAAUUUUCAAUCUGACAAACUUAGAAGAGCUUGAUGUUUCUCAAAAUCAAAUAAUUGGUGGUAUACCAAAAGAGUUUGGAAAUUUCCAUUCUCUUACUGUUAAUCUCUCCCACAAUAAGCUAACAGGAAACGUUCCUUACCUUAGGAACUAUCUCGAUUUUCAAGUUGAUUUGAGUCACAACAAAAUUAAUGGAGAAUUACCAUCAAACAUAUGCACUUCCCCAUCAAAAUGUAGCAUUGAUUUGAGCUACAAUAAUGUCCAUGGUAUUAUACCAAUAGAACUUCGUAUGUUGAAAUACAUCAACUUAUCAUACAAUAUUUUGAGUGGAUAUGUUCCGAGAGAAGUUUAUAGCUCUUUUCCUCCAGAUGUUUUUAUUGGCAAUAAAGAAUUACUUGGUUUAGAAAAGAUCCAUGAUUCUUCCAAAUUUCUGAAGAUCAUUAUUCCUUUGACAAUAUUUAUUUCCAUCAUAUUAUUUGUGGGUUUGGUCUUCAUUAUAUCAUUAAAAAAGAAUGGGGAAUCCAAGAUUGAGAGGAGAGAAACAAAAAAAGGAGAUUUGUUUUCCAUAUGGAAUUUUGAUGGUAAAAUUGCAUAUGAAGAUAUCAUUGAAGCAACAAAGGACUUUGACAUUAGAUAUUGUAUUGGAACUGGUGCCUAUGGAAGUGUUUACAGGACAGAACUUCCAAGUGGCAAGAUUGUAGCUGUGAAAAAACUUCAUGGGAGAGAAUAUGAAAACCCAACAUUUUCAAAGAGUUUUCACAAUGAAGUGAAAAUGCUAAUUGAAAUUCGACAUCGCAGUAUUGUAAAGCUUCAUGGCUUUUGUUUGCAUAAUCAAUGCAUGUUUCUCAUCUAUGAAUACAUGGAAAGUGGAAGCCUUUUGUAUGUUUUGAACCAUGAUGAUGAAGCUAAAGAGUUGGAUUGGAGCAAGAGAGUGAAUGCCAUAAAGCGGAUAGCAAAUGCCUUGUUUUACAUGCAUCAUGAUUGUGCUCCCCCAAUUAUCCAUCGAGACAUAACAAGUAGUAAUAUACUGUUGAACUCAAAGAUGGAGGCUUUUAUAUCUGACUUUGGCACAGCAAGAAUCAUUGAUCCAAAUUCAUCAAAUCAAACUCUUUUAGUUGGUACAUAUGGUUAUGUUGCUCCAGAGCUUGCGUACACCUUAGUUGUGACCGAAAAAUGUGAUGUGUAUAGUUUUGGAGUGGUGACAUUGGAAACAAUCAUCGGUAAACAUCCUGGAGAUUUAAUAUCAUCUAUGUCAAAGGCCUGCACUAAAAGCAUUUUGUUAAAAGAUGUUGUGGACACACGUCUCCCACUACCAUUAAGACAAGAUGCAAGAGAUGUGAUUCUUUUGGUCACAAUAGCAAUAGCAUGCUUGAAUCCAUCUCCCAAAUCUCGACCAACAAUGCAGCAAGUGACUCAAAGGCUAUUGUUGCCCAAGCUGGAGUCAUUCACUAUUCCUUUCAAUGAUAUCUCAAUUCAACAUAUAGUGAAUCAAGAUAUACAAAUUAUCUAG